Messenger RNA from Bursaphelenchus okinawaensis, 593 nucleotides. The record is from the annotation of a GenBank genome assembly. NCBI's taxonomy places the organism in Eukaryota, Metazoa, Nematoda, Chromadorea, Rhabditida, Aphelenchoididae.
AUGUCUGGAUGGGACGCGUAUGUUUCCAACUUGCUGCAGAAUGCCGAAGGCAUCAAGAAGGCUGCCAUCAUUGGUGUUGAAGAUUCUGGAGUUUGGGCCAGGAGUGACGACUUUAAUGUAAGUUGUUUGUUUUCUUUUGUGAUUUAGAUUUUAUAUAGUGGAUGCUAAGAGAUAGUUUUUUUGUUUUAGUUUUUAAAGGGAAAGUCUUGUGGUUUUGGAGAGAAAGAGAAAUGAUAACUUUACAACAUAUUCUCUUGAAGAAAACAUUGUUUUUGAUGUUGUUUUUUUAAGUUUCGUUUUAAUAUUUUUUUUUGUUUUAGGCUACCGAAUCCGAACUUCAAGGUUUAACAAACAACUUCAAGAAUCUCGAUGCCGUCCCACAAACCGGUGUGAACCUGGAAGGAGUUCACUAUAUCGUUCCCCGUGUUGAAGAAUCCCUGAUUUUUGGCAAAAAAGGAGUGAAUGGAUUUGUUGCUGUGAAGACCAACUCUGCCAUCAUCUUGGCUUUGUUCGAAGGCGAAACUGGAGCCGGAUCCGCAACAAGAGGCGCCGUCGAGAAGCUGGCUGGAUAUUUGGUUGAAACGGGAUAUUAA